GUGCCGCCAGUGCCGCCACGGUCUUUUCAUUCUCGUAAAAUCCACGCACGUGUCGGUCGCAAGCGCGGCCGUUCUCUCCAGCCACGGCGGCUACAAAAUCGAACACCGCGGUCCCACCUUUAACAAGCUGGGCCGCGCGAUCGUCUCAAAAAGACGUUAUGAGCAAUUUUCAGGAAAUAUGUGUCGUCCGCACCGACGGUGACCUGCCGCUGGCGAAGUACAAGUCGACAAAAACUGGCAUGACUGUGUGUGUGUCCGAAUUCGAUGGGCCGCUCAUUAGCGGCUACCUUUGCAUCGCAACCGAAGCUCAAGAUGAUGAUGGCCUUCCGCAUACGUUAGAACAUCUUAUUUUCAUGGGUAGCGAGGACUACCCUUACAAGGGAAUCUUGGACCAGCUGGCGAACCGGUGCCUGGCGUCUGGCACCAAUGCCUGGACAGAUACAGAUCACACAUGUUACACCAUGACAACUGCUGGUUCCAGGGGGUUCCUCAACCUGUUGCCAAUCUACCUGGACCACAUUCUCUACCCAUUGCUCACGGAGGCAGCCUUCAUCACGGAGGUCCAUCAUGUGAAUGGAGAAGGAGAAGAUGCUGGUGUGGUCUACUGCGAGAUGCAGGCACGUGAGAACACAGGCGAAAGCUUGUGCAUGCUGAACCUGUUGCGUACACUCUAUCCAGCUCCCUGUGGCUACCGCUAUGAGACUGGAGGCCUCAUGCGCAAUCUUCGGGAGAGCACUGACAACCAAAAGGUCAGAGCAUACCACAAGCACUUCUACCGUCCUGAGAAUCUGUGUGUGAUUGUAGCUGGCAGCGUAUCUCCCAAAGAAGUACUCAAGGCUCUGGAGCCAAUUGAAAGGAAGAUCAUUGCCAAAGGCCAGAGGAAGCCAUUUACUCGACCAUGGCAGAAACCAGUGCCACCUGUCACUGGUCCCUUGGAGUCGACCGUACCAUACCCAUGUGAUGAUGACGACCAUGGCCUUGUCUAUGUUGCUUUCAGAGGACCUCCACUGAAAGCUCUUGAAGACAUCGCUGCAUUGUUGGUUAUGCAAGACUAUCUUACAGACACAUCAGUCUCUCCUCUACAGAAAUUGUUCGUUGAGACAGAAGAUCCAUACUGCAGCAUGGUAAAGUCAAGUUUCAUUGAAAACAAAGAGAGCUGCUUUUAUUUCGGCUUUGAGAACGUUACCAAAGGAAAACUUAGAACGGUCAAAAACACUUUGAUCAAGGCUUUGACUGAUAUUGCUAAUGGCACCACUCCUCUGGAUAUGGAAAGAAUGGCUGUUGUAAUUCAGAGGCGACGUCUGCGGAUACUGAAUCAGAUUGAAUCCGCACCACACGAAAGUAUUGCAAACACCGUCAUUAUGGACUUCCUUUAUGGAGAUACACUUGAAGAUCUGCGGAACAGGUUGAACCAGAUCCCCAUAUUCUUGAGCUUGCUGAAACGAGAUAAGCAGUUCUGGGUGCAGUUGCUGGAAAAAUACAUGGUUGACAACAAGGCCAUCUGUGUGAUUGGGGAGCCCAGCCCAAGUUUGCUGAAGAAAAUGACUGAAGCUGAAAGCCAGAGGAUUCAGCGUCAGCGAGAAACGCUUGGUGAUGAUGGCCUCCAGAAGCGAGCUGAAGCCUUAGAAAAAGCCAUUGAGUCUAAUGAGAACGAGCCGCCGAAGGAGAUGAUCUUGGCUGUGCAAGUUCCGCCGGUGUCGACCAUCAGCUUCCACAGUUUGGUGCGUGUUUGCAAUGCUCAGGGCGACAAGGGCAUUAUGUCGUUCAGCUUUCAAGGAAUUCCUUUCCGGUUUGAAGUGGACCACCUCAAGACCAACUUUGUCUCGCUGACUGUCAUGUUCAACACAAGUGGCAUCUCCCAGGAGCUUCGCAUGUACAUACCACUUUUUCUAGAGCUGCUUCACGAGUCGCCAGUCAUCUCAAAAACAGGACGCAUGAGCCACAAUGACGUCAUCAACCAACUGGAGGCAGACACCAUCCACAUUGUCACUGGGUUGGGCCUUGAGUGCAGUACACGCUUCUUUGCUGGCUCCCAUGCCCAGUACGCCUCCCUCUACCUUUUG
Molecule: messenger RNA, 2063 nt
Organism: Rhipicephalus sanguineus (brown dog tick)
Lineage: Eukaryota; Metazoa; Arthropoda; Arachnida; Ixodida; Ixodidae
Molecular function (GO): metal ion binding
Source: RefSeq, a predicted model, not a curated record